Molecule: messenger RNA, 947 nt
Organism: Chiroxiphia lanceolata (lance-tailed manakin)
Lineage: Eukaryota; Metazoa; Chordata; Aves; Passeriformes; Pipridae
Product: purpurin
Exons: 6
Coding region: 222-812 (196 amino acids)
Molecular function (GO): retinoid binding; retinol transmembrane transporter activity
Source: RefSeq, a predicted model, not a curated record
CCCACCAGUGCGAGGAUUAAAGUUGGUUUUUACAUAAUGGAUUAUCCAAGAUUAAGUGUUUUAUUCAGGCGCAAGAGCAAAAAUAACCAAUUAGUGACUUUGCAGAUUCCUUAUUUAAAGGCAGCUGGAGGGCAAUUGACACAAAACUCUCCUGCUACCUGCAGCCUAAAGACUGAAGCAAAGUGGUCUCAAGGAUCUCCAGCAUCUCCACCCCAUCCAGAAUGAAAUACGCGCAGUACGUUUUCCUGGCCUCGGUCUUCUCCACUGUUGGAUAUAGCCUAGCUCAGACCUGCGCAGUGGAGUCUUUCUCUGUGAAAGACAAUUUUGAUCCAAAAAGGUAUGCAGGGAAAUGGUAUGCCCUGGCCAAGAAGGAUCCAGAAGGCCUUUUCCUUCAGGACAACAUCUCUGCUGAAUACACCGUGGAGGAAGAUGGCACAAUGACAGCGUCUUCCAAAGGCCGAGUGAAGCUUUUUGGUUUCUGGGUGAUCUGUGCUGACAUGGCUGCUCAGUACACCGUACCUGACCCAACCACUCCAGCAAAAAUGUACAUGACCUACCAGGGACUGGCCAGCUACCUCUCCAGUGGUGGGGACAACUACUGGGUGAUUGACACCGACUACGACAACUACGCCAUCACCUACGCCUGCCGCAGCCUGAAGGAGGACGGCUCCUGUGACGACGGCUACUCCCUGAUCUUCUCACGCAACCCCCGCGGCCUCCCCCCGGCCAUCCAGCGCAUUGUGCGCCAGAAGCAGGAAGAAAUCUGCAUGUCUGGCCAGUUCCAGCCCGUGCUGCAGUCAGGGGCCUGCUAAAAGUAUACUUCUGAUCCUAUCCUUAAGCUCAGAAACCAGACCUCUUGGUCUUGAAGUUGCCACUCAGCUAAUAAAAAAAUAAAAUCAUAGGACUAGUGUGUUUUUCCCGAAAAACACAUGAAAAUAUUGGGGGAU